ACAAUAUUCGAAAGAGAUUCAACGAAGGAGGAGGAAGAAGAAGAAAAAGUGUGGCCAAAUGAAACACCUCUCCUCCACCGCCAACGUCGUUGUGCACCGUUGCGCCAAAACGGUGGGGACUAAUGUGGAGAUAUUGGUGGCGGAAUUUGAAGCGGAAGCGUGGAAGGAAGAAACAGGGGAGUAUUCGAAGAAGUUGGUGGAAUUCUGCUGCUCAAAGGCAUUGCGCCAAGAUUGCCAAUACAUCGAGGAGAAGAUCGUCGAUGGAUCGUUCUCGCGCUUCACCUUCGACAUGAUGCUCGCAUGGGAGACUCCCACUUCCCAGCAGGAGCAAUCCAAUGAGGAGAAUGCGGGAAAGAGUUUGGAAGAUAGGAAGAAGAUACCCACUAAAGUUACUGGAGAGACGGAUGAAAUCCCACUUUUCUACAGUGACAUUAUGCCACUCCUUGUUGACGAUGAGCCGAGUGUGGGUGAAGACGCGGUUGUCUGGAUGGGAACAUUGGUGCCAUUGGUUGUGGAUUUUGUGAACGGGAGGUUUACAUUUGAGAGCCUCACGGCGGCCACUGCCCAUCGCCUUUUCUACCCUGCCUACGACAAGUUCUUGAAAGAAAUUGACCAAUCCAUAAAGAAUCUGCAGAAGCAAGUUAAGCCGAAAGGCGUGGAACUCGCUGAUGACGAGUUCAUAUUGCACGUAGAUGGCACCGCUAGUUCCCAGCGUGUGGUCCGACACAUUGGUGGCACAAGUUGGCCUGGUAGGCUCACACUCACCAACUACGCUCUCUACUUCGAGGCAUCUGGGGUGGUCACGUACGAGGAUGCCAUCAAAAUUGACCUCUCGAGCGAUGCCAAACACAGCAUCAAAGCCACCGCCACGGGCCCAUGGGGUGCUCCAGUUUUCGACAGGGCCAUCAUCUACGAGUCCCCUGAAUUAUCGGAAGGCAUUGUGCUGGAGUUCCCGGAGAUGACGAGCUCGACAAGGCGCGAUCACUGGCUGGCCCUAGUCAAGGAGAUCAUACUAAUGCACCAGUUCCUGUCGAGGUACAAUGUGAAGUGCGAGAUACAAGCGUGGGAAAUCCACUCAAGAACCGUUCUCGGGAUAGUGAGGCUGCACGCAGCUAGAGAGCUGCUCCGAAUCUCUCCGCCGGACCCAACAAAGUUCCUCAUCUUCGCACUGUAUGACGAACUACCAAAGGGCGACUACGUGCUGGACCAGCUGGCUGCAAGUAUAGAGACGGUCAACAGUGGACACCCCUGCAGCGCUAGCUCGAUUCUGAGGAACAUAAAUGUGUCUCAAUUGCUCGCGUCGAGUGGAGAGGUGAAGCUGGAGAAGAAGGAAAGCGGGCGUGUUGGUGGAGAAGAAGAUGAGAUAAUACGUUCAUCUCUGGAUAGCGCGGUCCAUCAGGUGAGGGAGGAAGCUAAGGCGGUUGAUAUCGCGAAGGCCACAACAGAAGGGUUGAAAGAAGAAGGGAUCGGUGAAAGCGCUCAAGUUCUCAUGGAGUUGACUAAGCCGGUGAGAGACCUUCUCCCAUGGUUUGUAGAGAUCGUUUCAUGGGAACGGCCAUCAACAACUCUAAUUGUAUUCAUCACAACUAUAGCUAUCAUCUACAAGGAGUGGGUCGGCAAAGCUGUGGCUGCUUUCUUGCUACGAAUCACAUGGAGGAUACUCCAGGCGAGACGAGGGAGAGCCGACAGCGAUGAUGAGAUAGUGGUCCACACUGGCGGGGAACAGAAGAGCACGACAGAGAGUAUCGUGGCAGCUCAGUUUGGGUUAAGAACUGUGCACGAGAUUAUGCAAGCAGCAAACAUAGCCAUACUGAAAAUCUGGUCCUUGAUGAGUGCGAAAGCCCCAAAGCAGCAUUCGGACAGGGCAAUGAUGGUGAUGGGUUCAUUGGCAUUGAUCCUGGCAGUGAUUCCGCUGAAGUACAUCCUGAUGGGUGGAGUUGUGUACUAUGGGAUCGUGACGUCGAAGCUAGGGAAGUACAUGGAGAAUGAUCAAGGGAACAGGAGGCUUAAAGAAUGGUGGGAUUCGAUCCCAGUCGUCGGUGUCCGUGUAGUCGACGAACCUCCGCCGGCUUCUCCACCCUCGGAGAAGAAGGAGAACUAGGCAGUUAUUGGUUUUUCGCUUUCGAUUACCGUAUGUAUUUACAAGCUGUCCAGGUGGUUUGUACUUUUGUUUGUUGAUGGACGAGUUUGAAAUGUGUAAAUUGUUAAAACACUCGUCCAUCAUUAAGAACUGGAAUACACGGAGAUCUUCUCUUCUUGCUGUACA
Messenger RNA from Linum tenue, 2266 nucleotides. The record is from the annotation of a GenBank genome assembly. Lineage: Eukaryota; Viridiplantae; Streptophyta; Magnoliopsida; Malpighiales; Linaceae.